This is a messenger RNA of Haliotis rufescens (red abalone), 4751 nucleotides long. RefSeq names its product DNA-directed RNA polymerase III subunit RPC1-like. Lineage: Eukaryota; Metazoa; Mollusca; Gastropoda; Lepetellida; Haliotidae. Gene Ontology annotation, biological process: DNA-templated transcription. The record is from RefSeq and is a predicted model, not a curated record. Gene Ontology annotation, molecular function: DNA binding; DNA-directed RNA polymerase activity. The transcript has 37 exons. The coding region runs from base 116 to 4291 and encodes 1391 amino acids.
CGGAUAUAGGUCAAAUGGAAAAUGACGAAAACAUGUGCAAAGUCUUAGAAACAGGAGUACUUGUCGAAAUAUUGUGAUGCUACCAAAACAAGUGGGCUGACAAAACUAAACAACAAUGGUGAAGGAACAAUUCAGAGAGGCCGAUGUGGCCAAGAAAAUCUCCCACGUCACGUUUGGGAUGAUGACUCCCCAGGAGAUGCAGCAAGUCGCCCACAUACAGGUGACCUGCAAGAACCUCUACAAUCAGGACGGAAGCAGGAAACCUGUCUCUUUCGGGGUCCUCGAUCACAAAAUGGGGACCAGUGAGAAGGACAACACAUGUGACACGUGUGGCAAAGGCCUGGCAGACUGUACUGGUCACUAUGGCUUUGUAGAACUGGAACUCCCUGUUUUCCAUAUUGGAUUUUUCCGGACAACUAUAACAGUAUUACAAAUGAUUUGUAAGAAUUGCAGCCACCUACUGCUGCAUGCUGCUGAUAAGAAGUCCUUCCUGGAGUCUCUGAAGAGGCCAGGGAUGACCUACCUUCAGAAGAAAGCUAUGAGGAAGAAGAUCUACGAUGCUGCCAGGAAGGUGCCAAUAUGUCGUUCCUGUGGAACAUAUAAUGGAAUGGUGAAGAAAUGCGGCCUCUUAAAGAUUAUACAUGACCGUUACAAACAAAACAGAAAAGGAGGAGAGCCUGUUUUUACGGAGUUCGUUGGUUCGUUUCAAAGUGCCAAUGAAAGCAAUAAGGAACUUGAAGGACUCUUGCCUAAAACACAGGAGGUGCUCAAUCCAUUGUCAGUGCUUCAUCUGUUUGAGCGUAUACGAGAUGAGGAUAUUCCCCUGUUGUUGAUGAACCCAACAGUGGGAAGGCCAGAAAACCUCAUCCUCACUCGCAUCCUUGUCCCACCCAUCUGCAUACGGCCUUCCGUUGUCUCGGACCUCAAGUCGGGCACGAAUGAAGAUGAUAUUACAAUGAAGCUGACCGAAAUCAUUUUCCUGAAUGAUGUGAUUCAGAAACAUCGUGCUACUGGGGCCAAGAUGCAGAUGAUUAUGGAAGACUGGGAUUUCCUGCAGCUGCAGGUGGCGCUGCUAUACAACAGUGAGACGUCCGGCAUCCCCCUCCACAUGCAGCCAAAGAAGUCGAUGCGAGGGUUUGUACAGAGGUUAAAGGGCAAACAGGGUCGUUUCCGUGGAAACCUGUCAGGAAAACGUGUUGAUUAUUCUGGAAGAACUGUGAUCUCUCCUGACCCCAACAUGAGAAUAGAUCAGGUAGCAGUGCCAGAGCAUGUGGCCAAGAUCCUGACUUACCCAGAAAAGGUGAACAGAGCUAACAUCAAGCUGAUGAAGCAGCUAGUGCUCAACGGCUGUGAGGUCCAUCCAGGAGCCAACUUCAUCCAACAGAGGGACAACAACAUCAAGAGGUUUUUGAAGUACGGAAACCGCCAGAAAAUAGCCAGCAGUUUGAAGUUUGGUGACACUGUGGAGAGGCAUCUAAUGGAUGGCGAUGUGGUUCUGUUCAACAGGCAGCCGUCCCUGCAUAAACUCAGCAUACAGGCUUUUUAUGCCAAGGUCAUGCCAAAUCGGACAUUCCGUUUCAAUGAAUGCUGCUGUGGCCCCUUCAACGCCGACUUUGACGGAGACGAGAUGAACCUCCAUCUUCCCCAGACAGAGGAGGCAAAGGCAGAGGCAAUCACACUGAUGGGGUCUAAAUCCAACAUCAUCACACCCAGGAAUGGAGAGCCACUGAUUGCAGCUAUACAGGAUUUCAUCACAGGUGCUUACCUCGUGACCCAGAAGGACGUCUUCUUUGACCGAAGCCGUGCCUGUCAACUUGUGUCCUCCAUGUUGGCUGCCAAAGACAUGAAAAUCAAAAUUGACCUGCCUCCCCCGGCGAUCUGGAAGCCAUGCAAGCUGUGGACAGGGAAGCAGAUCUUCAGUCUGCUGAUGCGGCCCAAUAGGUCGUGUCCUGUGAAGGCCAACCUGAGGACCAAGGGCAAGAACUACACCCAGGACGAGGACCUGUGCACAAACGAUUCAUGGGUGGUGAUCCGAAACAGCGAGCUUCUGUGUGGAUCCAUGGACAAGGCCACCUUGGGAUCCGGCUCCAAGAACAACAUCUUCUACAUCAUUCUGCGAGACUACGGCCAGGAAUAUGCAGCUGACGCCAUGUCCAGACUCGCUCGACUUUGUCCGGCCUACCUCUCCAACCGAGGGUUUUCUAUCGGCAUUGGUGAUGUCACACCCGGUCUAGGUUUGAUCAAGGCCAAGAACGCGCUCCUGGAUGAUGGGUACAGUAACUGUGACAGCUACAUCCGAGACCUGGAGGACGGCAAGCUCCAGACACAGCCAGGAUGCUCGGAGGAGGAAACACUCGAGGCCAUGAUCCUGAAGGAGUUGUCUGUGAUCCGAGACCAUGCGGGGAAGGCCUGUCUCCGGGAGCUGCACAAGAGCAACAGCCCCCUCACCAUGGCCAUCUGCGGCUCCAAGGGAUCCUUCAUCAACAUUUCCCAGAUGAUUGCCUGUGUCGGCCAGCAAGCCAUCAGUGGCAAACGGGUGCCCAAUGGAUUCGAGGACAGGGCUCUGCCGCACUUCGAGAGACAUGCCAAGGAGCCUGCAGCGCGAGGGUUUGUAUCCAACAGUUUCUACACCGGGCUGACUCCAACCGAGUUCUUCUUCCACACCAUGGCCGGCCGGGAGGGCCUUGUGGACACUGCGGUCAAGACAGCCGAGACUGGCUACAUGCAGAGGCGACUGGUCAAGUCGCUGGAGGACCUGUGCCUGCAGUAUGACCUGACAGUCAGGUCAUCCACCGGGGAGGUGGUGCAGUUUGUGUAUGGAGGAGACAGCCUUGACCCCGCCUCCAUGGAGGGCAACGAGAAGCCCAUGGUCUUCAAGAGAGUCAUGGAUCAUGUCAGGAGCGUGAGUAUGUGGGACUGCCACAGUGAGCCGUCACUGACGGGGAAGCAGUUGCGUGACCUCACCGACUUGAUCCUUGAGGAGGAAGCGUGGCACGAGGUCAGCAAGGAGUUCCGGGAGGAGGUCAAGAAAUAUAUGGAGAAUUAUGCUGAGAAGAUCGACAAAACCCGGAGCAAACUGGUGACAAAGCAGAAGUCUAAGAAAGGAAAUGUUGUGUACCAGGUGGAGCGGAUCACCAAGGUGCAGGUCAAGAAGAUGCUGGAGACCUGUCUGGACAAAUACAUGAGGGCCCUCAUAGAGCCAGGGACUGCAGUAGGAGCUGUCUGUGCCCAGUCCAUCGGGGAGCCCGGCACACAGAUGACCCUCAAAACCUUUCACUUCGCAGGGGUGGCGUCCAUGAACAUCACACUCGGUGUGCCAAGGAUCAAGGAGAUCAUAAACGCCUCCAAGACCAUCAGCACCCCCAUCAUCAGCGCCAUGCUGGAGGUCAGCGACAACGCAGAGUUCGCCAGGGUUGUCAAGGGCCGCAUCGAGAAGACUGUGCUGGGAGAGGUAUCGGAGUACAUUGAGGAAGUAUUUCUACCAGAUGACUGUUUCAUACUCAUCAAACUUGACAUGGACAGAAUCAAACUGCUCAAGUUGGAGGUGACCGCAGACAGUAUCCGAGAUUCGUUGACGAAAUCCAAACUGGGCAUCAAGUUCCCUGAUGUCCACAUCUACAACAGUGACCUGCUGUCGGUGUCUGCACACGAGACGUCCAAGUCGUCCAUGUACUAUGUGCUGCAGAACCUCAAGAAACACCUGCCUCGUGUCAUGAUCAAGGGCAUCCCCACGGUGACGCGUGCUGUGAUACAUAUCGACGAGAAGUCUGACGCCCUCACGCUGCUGGUGGAGGGAGACAAUUUGUUGGAGGUUAUUGCCACUCAAGGUGUGAAAGGCACUGAUACAACAUCUAACAAUACAUUUGAGGUGAUGAAGACACUUGGGGUGGAGGCUGCUCGUACAACCAUCAUGAACGAGAUCGUGUACACCAUGGUCAACCAUGGCAUGAGCAUCGACAUCAGACAUGUCAUGUUACUGGCUGACCUUAUGACCUUCAAGGGAGAAGUUCUUGGAAUCACCAGAUUUGGGCUGGCCAAGAUGAAAGACAGUGUGUUGAUGCUGGCGUCUUUUGAGAAGACUGCGGACCAUCUGUUUGACGCGGCGUACUAUGGACAGACAGACUCCAUCAAUGGUGUGAGUGAGUGCAUUAUCAUGGGAAUCCCGAUGACAAUAGGCACUGGCCUCUUCAAGCUGCUCUACAGAGCCGAGAGGAAGCCAGAAUUAACGAAACGUCCACUCAUCUUUGACAACGAUGACUUCCACAUCCCCGAAGCAUCUGCAGCAACGUGACAUUGAUCUCUCCUACUACCUGUGUGUCAGUGUGAGAGAUGUGAUGUACGUAGUUGUUCUUCAUGAUUCACCAUAUUCCAGUUUCCUGACAGACUUAUUUCAGUUCCAAGAUGGGUAGGAACACAUUCACUCAGCAUGUGCUCAUGAUAAGUACUAACAAGCAUAUUUGGAGAAAAUGUAAAUCAAAAGGAAUAUGCUUCUCUGAUUCUUAAAGAACAAAUCAUAUUGACAUUGAAACUGGAAACAGUUACACUUUGGCAAGGCACCAAUGGAUCUACAAUUGGAACCCUUUAAUACAGUAUAAUAAUUACAGUCACGGUGUCGGUGUGUGAUGCAUGUCAUGACUCCCAUCAGUUGAAUGUACAGUACCUGGUGAUAGCAUUGUGAAUCGGAGAAACGGUAAAAUGUGUACAGAGUAUAUAUCAACAUGGAGGAAUGAAACAAGUUAUAUGAAUGGAAA